UCCUCGAAACAACGUUGUGGUUUAUCGGAGAGGUAUGUCGGAAACAGGAGCGACGGCGAUUCUGAAGGAGGAGGUGGACAUAGUUAUCCCCACAAUAAGGAACCUGGAGUUCUUGGAGAAGUGGAGAGCGUUCUUUCAGCCUUACCACCUCAUAAUAGUGCAGGACGGUGACCCUUCUAAGGGCAUCAAGGUCCCCGAAGGCUUCGACUACGAACUCUACAACCGUAACGACAUCAACCGCAUUCUGGGCUCCAAGAGCCAUUGCAUUUCCUUCAAGGACUCUGCAUGCCGUUGCUUCGGCUUCUUGCUCUCCAAGAAGAAGUACAUCUUCACCAUCGACGAUGAUUGCUUUGUCAGUAUCACACUUUUUCUUAGAUUUCGUCAUAGUCAUGGAAUGAGGGUCAGAUUCCAGUUUUAUAUUGUUUCUAUUCUUUCUCUCCUUUUUCAGGUUGCAAAAGAUCCAUCUGGGAAAGAAAUUAACGCCCUUGAACAGCAUCUGAAGAACCUUCUGACUCCAUCAACCCCGUUUUUUUUCAACACCCUCUACGAUCCGUUUAGAGAGGGUACAGAUUUUGUCCGUGGAUACCCGUUUAGUCUGCGUGAAGGUGUUCCUACAGCUGCUUCUCAUGGCCUCUGGCUCAACAUUCCUGAUUAUGAUGCCCCAACUCAGCUUGUCAAACCUCUGGAGAGGAACACCAGGUAUGUGGAUGCAGUAAUGACCAUACCAAAGGGAACCCUGUUUCCCAUGUGUGGAAUGAAUCUGGCAUUCAACCGUGAAUUAAUUGGUCCUGCAAUGUACUUUGGACUGAUGGGAGAUGGUCAACCUAUUGGACGCUAUGAGGCCAUGUGGGCUGGUUGGUGCAUGAAGGUGAUAAGUGAUCAUCUAGGAUUCGGCGUGAAGACAGGUUUGCCUUACGUGUGGCACAGCAAAGAGAGCAACCCAUUUGUAAACCUGAAGAAGGAGUACAAAGGAAUUUACUGGCAAGAAGAGCUGAUUCCAUUUUUCCAAUCUGUUUCUCUUCCCAAGGAAUGCACAACAGCUCAGAAAUGCUACGUUGAACUUUCGAAGCAAGUGAAGGCAAAACUUGGGAAGGUUGAUGAGUAUUUCAACAAGCUUGCAGAUAACAUGGUAACUUGGAUUGAAGCUUGGGAGGAGCUAAACCCUUCUGCUAUGGCACCAAAAUCUGAUGCAUUGCCCAAUGGCUCUGCCAAGUAGCUUCUUCAUCAUCACUAGGAUAUGCUUGUAGUCUUCUUUUUUCUUUUCUCUUUCCAUAUAGAACAAUAAACUUUCAUCACUGCCUCCUCAACAUAUAUAUUUUUUAAUGUUUUCUUCGUCACUUUGAAAUGUACCUUAUUACUAAAUUUUGAAGAGCAAUAACAU
Vigna radiata var. radiata (mung bean) is the source of this 1381-nucleotide messenger RNA. RefSeq names its product alpha-1,4-glucan-protein synthase [UDP-forming]-like. Gene Ontology annotation, biological process: plant-type cell wall biogenesis; UDP-L-arabinose metabolic process. The transcript is spliced from 3 exons. The record is from RefSeq and is a predicted model, not a curated record. Gene Ontology annotation, molecular function: UDP-arabinopyranose mutase activity. Gene Ontology annotation, cellular component: cytosol; Golgi apparatus. The coding region runs from base 35 to 1216 and encodes 393 amino acids. Lineage: Eukaryota; Viridiplantae; Streptophyta; Magnoliopsida; Fabales; Fabaceae.